Fulvia fulva is the source of this 1893-nucleotide messenger RNA. RefSeq lists its product as uncharacterized. Bases 1 to 1893 code for a protein of 630 amino acids. NCBI's taxonomy places the organism in Eukaryota, Fungi, Ascomycota, Dothideomycetes, Mycosphaerellales, Mycosphaerellaceae. Gene Ontology annotation, biological process: DNA-templated transcription; regulation of DNA-templated transcription. The transcript has 2 exons. Gene Ontology annotation, molecular function: DNA-binding transcription factor activity, RNA polymerase II-specific; DNA binding; zinc ion binding. The record is from RefSeq and is a predicted model, not a curated record.
AUGGUGAUGGAACUGACUUUUGUCAAUCAGUAUGGAGAUGGUGCUCCCAAGCGCCGUCGUCUAGCCAAAGCCUGCGAAAGCUGCCGCGCCAGGAAGAAACGCUGCAUACAUUUUGCAGGAGCGAAUAACAAGUCUAACGAGGAUCAUGAUGAAGAUGAUAGGGACGAUACACUCCCAAACGACACAUCAGCCCUGGCAAAUGGCAUCUCUCAUUCUCGGUCGGCCAGGAGUGGCGUGCGACGUUUCAUCAGCGACAUGAAUCCUGCGACCACUUUCUUGCAUAGGAACAAUCAUCAUGUUGGCGAGACCGGCGUUGAGCAAAACGAGGACAUUGGCAUCUGGGUCGACAAGCGCGAGUGGGAUGCACUUAUCCGCCAGAAGAAAGAGGCCAACGAAGAGGCAACGAAGUCCGCCCAGCUGAACAAUCAACGGCCCCAUUCUGCAGUUCUUGCACCACUAAUCGAUAUCUACUUCAAGAAGAUACAUGUCAUCUUCCCAAUACUCAAUGAAGAAGAGUUCCGACGGGAUCAUGCUGGAGGCCUUAUUCCGGAGCCGUUGGCUCAUGCAAUGUGUCUGGUGGCAGCCAAAGACCCAGAAGCUGCGCCGCAUCUGCGUCUAUCUCAAUCGGAUGUGCCGCUUGCACCUCGUGAGUUCUGUGGCAGGCUACAUGCAUCGGUCAUGGCGGCGAUUAGGGUUCCUGUUCGAUAUGAGAAGAUCAUGUUGAUCCGCAUCUUGGCAUUGGCCUCUCUUCACGCCGAGGGUCAGGAUGGUGCGGAAGAGGCCACCAUGUGCGCCAACCAAGCAAUGCACUACACACAGACGCUAGGCUGGCACCUUGGGCAGCAGACAGAUGUCGCUUCUGGGGAUAACCUUACCACGAAGCGAUUAUUCUGGUGUCUCUGGAGCCUGGAUAGGAUCAACAGUUGCAUUUAUGGGCGACCCAUCAUGAUGAGUGAUAUCGACAUCGCUAUAGAGCCUUUCGAGCCGGGUGAAAGCGGGUUUCCAGCGUUCGAAGUUUGGCUCUUCAUCACCAGGCUGAUGAACAAGAUCAUCCAUUUCUACAGACCUGGCAACCCCCCGUCUGUGACCGGAUGGGAAGAGGAACACUAUCCUAGCUUCGAGGAAGCUGUCGAUGAGGGCCAAGCCUGGGAUCAGCCACAGUCCGUCCUAGCGACUCUUCAUCUCUUCUAUCUCUCCGUGGCCAUACUUUCUCAUCGUUCUAGAGGAGUCAAGUAUAUGCCCCGAUCUGGACCAUCUUACGUCCGGCAAAACUUGUGCUCUAUCGAGCUGCAUCGCUUAAUGAAGUCGCAACUAUUUACAUUGCUGCACCCGUUACCGAUCCUGCCCUACGCCAUAUCGCUAGCUCUGUCAGUCUCCUACCAGCAUCUACGACAAGCGCAGCUGAAUCACCAACAAGAGGAUGCCCGCGAGGACUUUCGAACUUGCUGCAAAGUCUUGCAGACUCUACGACGAACCUGGUCAUCUGCCGACGUCAUUGCAACGAUAGCCAAGAAAGUCCUCGACGAAGUCAACAAAGUAUCCGACCUGUCCUCCUUCAGAGUGAGCAGGCUCAGUGAUCGAGCGCGGAAUAGUCCUGGCAUCUGCACAGCUUCGCUCGCUCGACCAGACACCAUCAUCGACCAGCGGGAAGACCAAGACACCGAAGCAGAAGGUACUGAUCUUGCAGACACCGCAGCGGUCCACGAUCUGAAUGGCGUGUCGACUCAAUACAACCCUGAGCUCUUCGAAGGCAUGGAUGAUCUCUUUGGCACGUACAUGGAUCCGAACUAUCCAGUCAACCUGGAUGACUUCUCUUUCGUUGAUGACUUGAGUCCGCUGGACUGGAAUGCUAUGCCUACGCAAGGUAUGACUACUGGAGGGCAACAAGCUUGA